Molecule: messenger RNA, 2429 nt
Organism: Notechis scutatus (mainland tiger snake)
Lineage: Eukaryota; Metazoa; Chordata; Lepidosauria; Squamata; Elapidae
Gene: ETNPPL
Product: ethanolamine-phosphate phospho-lyase
Cellular component (GO): mitochondrion
Molecular function (GO): ethanolamine-phosphate phospho-lyase activity; pyridoxal phosphate binding; transaminase activity
Source: RefSeq, a predicted model, not a curated record
CUGGCCCAGCCAGGCCUGGCCUGGGGCAAAGGCGGGAAGAUCGGGGAUGGGCAAGGCAGAUUGGCAGCGGACCGUGGAGGCGGAGUCCGACCCCCAGGCGGCGCGGGAUAUAAGGAAGAUGCCUCUCGCCGGCCGGGCUGGCAACCAGCGAGUCCCCGACGGCUGCGGACAGCGGGAGAUCUUUCGGGAGCGCCCAAGAGGAUGGAGGUGUACAGCAAAGCGGAGACCCUCGCACUGCGGCAGAAACUCAUCGGGCCAUCAUGCAAAGUUUUCUUUGCUAAAGAUCCCAUUAAGAUUGUGCGGGCUCAUGGACAAUAUAUGUUCGAUGAGAAUGGAGAAAAAUACUUGGAUUGCAUUAACAAUGUAGCACACGUUGGACACAGCCAUCCUGAUGUAGUCAAGGCUGCAGUGAAACAAAUGGAGCUGCUUAAUACCAAUUCUCGAUUCCUGCAUGACAAUCUGGUCCAGUACGCCAAACGCCUCACAACUACCCUACCAGAGAAGCUUUCUGUUUGCUACAUUGUGAACUCUGGCUCUGAAGCAAAUGACCUUGCUUUGCGCCUGGCUCGGCAGUACAGUGGUCACUAUGAUGUGAUAACCCUUGACCAUGCUUAUCAUGGUCACGUGACUUCCUUGAUUGAUAUCAGUCCAUAUAAAUUUAAUCAGCUGGGAAAAGAGGCCAAAAAGGAAUUUGUACAUGUGGCCCCUUCCCCAGAUAUUUACAGAGGGAAGUAUAGAGAAGAUCAUGAAGAUCCAGCAGGUGCAUAUGCUGAUGAUGUGAGAAAUAUUAUCGAAAAAGCUCAAAAGAAUGGCCAUAAGAUUGCUGCCUUUAUUGCUGAAUCCAUGCAGAGUUGUGGAGGCCAAAUAAUUCCACCUGCAGGCUAUUUCCAGAAAGUGGCACAAUUUGUCCACAAAGCAGGAGGUGUUUUCAUAGCAGAUGAAGUCCAAGUUGGAUUUGGUCGAGUUGGGAAGAAUUUCUGGGCAUUCCAGCUGCAAGGGGAAGACUUUGUGCCUGACAUUGUCACUAUGGGGAAGCCCAUUGGCAAUGGCCAUCCAAUGUCUUGUGUUGUUACAACAAGAGAAAUUGCAGAGGCCUUUAGUGCCUCGGGGUUAGAGUACUUCAAUACUUUUGGUGGCAACCCGGUAUCUUGUGCAAUUGGUCUGGCUGUCUUGGAUAUAAUAGAACAGGAAGAUCUACAGGGUAAUGCCACACAUGUUGGAAACUAUCUCUUUGGACUACUCAAGGAACAACAGAAAAAGCAUUCAUUGGUGGGAGAUGUCAGGGGUGCUGGCUUAUUUAUUGGUGUGGACCUUGUGAAAGAUCAAAUAAGGAGAACCCCAGCUACUGCUGAAGCCCAGCAUAUCAUUUACAAGCUGAAAGAAAGGAAGAUCCUUCUGAGUGCAGAUGGGCCUUACAGGAAUGUCUUGAAAUUUAAGCCACCCAUGUGCUUCAGCAUGGAAGAUGCAAAGUUUGUAGUUGAGCAAAUUGAUGAGCUCCUUACAGAUUUAGAAAAAGCAACGCAAAUCACGGCUAAAAACAGUCUACCUACAAAUACACAGUCUAAAAGAAAAUUGCCUACUGGUGGGAGUUCCCAGUUAGAAUUCAACAAUGAAAACAUCAGUCCAAUUAAUGGUACCAUCUGCAGACAUGAAAAUGGAUUUUCUGGUGAAAGCCAUACAGUGCCUUGUAAAAGAAUUAGGACGUGAAACGAAAGGAUUUCCUGUAUAGCUGAUCAUGUUUAAAGAAAAAUGGCUUCAGUCUACUAUUACUUAUAACUCAUUAUAUAUGAUGAGAAAUACCCAUUUUUACCUAUAGCCAAUAUUUGGAGCAUCACAUUUUGCAGUACUAUUUUCUUAGACAAAAUUAGUAUUGCCUUCUUUGCUUGAGAUGCCAUGGAUAUAUUUUGACUGUUCUUUUUUGACAUUUCAAAUUUAAACAUUAAUGAUGUCUCACAUUUUAAUGAUGAAUGUAUAAUCCUAUGCCUUACAAACAUAUAACUUGUACUUCUCAAAAGUAGUCGAACAAAAGGAUACAUGGAAGAAUCUGUGAUGCUGGGUACAUUUUUAAGACUUAUAAAAUUAAGUCCCACCAAAAAGGCUUCUUCUGAUUUGUGAAUCAGAUGAUAGGUCUUGUUGUGUUUGUAUUUGUGUAUAUAUGAGAGAGAAAAUAAAUUGUGAUUCCUUAUGUAUACAAUAUGGAAAAUUACAUGGCUUAUAUUCAACUUUGGAUUUGUGUUAGUAUCAUGUAGUAUGAUAAAACCUCGUUAAACUUGACUUAACAUUUUGAUGUACUAUGACAUUAUUGUAUUCAUUUUAGAGGAUGUUUGUCAAUUGUUUCUUUAAUGUUAUCAGUAUUCUUUUAUCACUCUAAUUGAUCAUUAGGUAGUUUUUUAUUUGUUUAUUUCAAAGAAUAAAAUUAUUUAACCAUA